CGGCGGGAGCGGCUUUCCCGUCCUGGCAGCCGGCAAGGAAUUGGGAGCGGCAGGAGCGGCUGUCCCGGCCCGGCAGCCGGCAGGGAGUUGGGAGCAGCUGCCCCGGCCUGGCUCUGAACCCAGCAGCCGGCAGGGAAUUGGGAGCGGUUGUCCCGGCCCAGCUCCUGCUCCCGGCAGCAGACAGGGAAUUGGGAGCGACUCUCCCGGCCCGGCAGCCGGCAGGGAAUUGGAAGCGGCUGGCUGUCCCGGCCCUGCUCUGAACCCAACAGCCCCCAGGGAAUUGGGAGUGGCUCUCCCGGCCCGGCAGUAGGCAGGGAAUUGGGGGCGGCUGUCCCGGCCCGGCUCCUGAACCCAGAAGCCCCCAGAGAACUGGGAGCGCCUGUCCCGGGCCGGCAUCCGGCCGGGAAUUGGGAGCGGCUGUCCUGCCCCGGCUCCUGAACCCAGCAGCCUCCAGGGAAUUGGGAGCAGCUGUCCUGUCCCGGCCCGGCUCCUGAACCCAGCAGCCGGCCGGGAAUUUGGGAGCGGCUGUCCUGCCCCAGCUCCUGACCUCAGCAGCCCUCAAGGAAUUGGGAGCAGCAGGAGCGGCUGCCCCGGCCCGGCUCCUGAACCCAGCAGCCCUCAGGGAAUUGGGAGCGGCUGGCCCGGCUUGGCUCCUGCUCCCGGCGUUGUUCGUGGUUCUUCUCAGCGGGAGCUGGCGGGCUCGGGACCGGGCAUUCCUUUAGGGUUGAACGUUUUAGGCUGUUUUCAGCUAUCAGAGUGUCUGGGAACACUCGCUUUGUUGAGUCAGCGCGGUGACCCGGAGCUCCAGCCGGUGAACGGAGCUGUUAUUUCACCGAUAAGCCCGGAGUGUGCAGGGCAGGAAAGAUGCGAGGUUAGAAGUUGAUCCGAUGUCCCCUCGCUGUGCUGGGAGUAAGGAGCCAGCUCCCAUCCCGGCUGCCGGGCAUCCCACAGUGAGCUCCCAGUUCCAGGGGAAGCCAGGUUGGCAAGCGGCUGUCCACGCCUGCGGUCAGGCCCGGAGGAUGUCCCGGAGCGGCUGGCAGCGCUCGGAGCACCGGGAGAUGUGACCUGCAUCCCCCAUCGCAGCCAUUCCUCGGUGGGAUCGCUGCUCCCGCUGCGCCUUCCCGGAAUAACUUCGGGAGCUAAAAGGAAACAGCGAGGCCUGAAAUGUUGGUAUUGACAGCAGCCCGUGGGCUCAGAGAUGGAUUCACCAGAAGGGGCUUCCAUUAGAAGUGAGCAGAAAUACAGAGACUGUGGAUGUAACACCAACACUCCUCUGAGAGGGAUCUGUGGGUAGUAAUGUCAAAACAGAAAUUCCUAAAAAGCCUGAUAAGAAAGCAGCCUCGGGACCUUCUGCUGGUGAUUGGGACGGGGGUGAGUGCUGCCGUGGCCCCAGGAAUCCCAGCACUGUGCUCCUGGAGGAGCUGCAUCGAGGCUGUGCUUGGAGCAGCUGAGCAGCUGGAGGUGCUGCACCCCGGGGAUGUCGCUGAAUUCCGCAAGAAGGUGGCCAAAGAGAGGGACCUGCUUGUGGUGGCACAUGAUCUCAUCAGGAAGAUGUCACCACGUACCGGGGACACCAAGCCCAACUUCUUCCAGGAUUGCCUAAUGGAGGUGUUUGAUAAUUUAGAGCAGCACAUUCAGAACCCUGUGGUUCUGCAGUCCAUCCUGAGGCUCAUGGAGAGAGGCACGAUGGUUCUGACUACAAACUAUGAUAACCUGCUUGAAAUAUUUGGUCAGCAGCAGGGUAAACCCAUGGAAUCUUUAGACCUUAAAGAUAAGGAUAAGGUUCUUCAGUGGGCAAGGGGCCAUGUAAAAUAUGGAGUUCUUCAUAUUCAUGGCUUAUAUACAGAUCCCUGUGGAAUGGUGCUCGAUCCCUCAGGAUAUAAAGAUGUUACUCAAGAUCCUGAAGUCAUGGAGGUUCUCCAGAACUUGUACAGAACCAAAUCCUUUUUGUUUUUGGGCUGUGGAGAGACUCUGCGUGACCAGAUAUUCCAGGCUCUUUUUCUUUACACAGUAAAGAACAAAGUGGAUCUAGAACAUUACAUGUUGGUGCUUAAAGAAAAUGAAGACCACUUUUUUAAGCUGCAGGCAGAUAUGCUGCUGCAUGGAAUAAAAGUGGUGUCCUAUGGGGACUGCUUCCAACAAUUCCCAGAGUAUGUCCAGGAUCUGACUGCUCAAAUCUGCAAACAGAGAAGUCCAGAUGCUGACCGGGUGGACAGCACAACGCUCUUGGGAACAUCAUGUGUGGACUGUGCUAAAAGGAAGUUAGGAGAAAGUGGCACUGAUUCUCCUAAGAGGAUCAAAGAGUCAGAUAUGCCCACUCUUGAAUGAAAAAACUCCAGACACCAAAGGCCCACCCCAGAAGCUUUUUAACAGUAGGUGUUUAACAUCUGCUGCAUGGAAAGUUUUGAGAUGGUAUUUUCAUGAUUUUAAAUUGAAUAAAAUUGUACAUACUA
Messenger RNA from Melospiza melodia melodia, 2453 nucleotides. It is a transcript of the gene SIRAL2, whose product is annotated as family with sequence similarity 118 member A. The transcript is spliced from 9 exons. Bases 1297 to 2328 code for a protein of 343 amino acids. NCBI's taxonomy places the organism in Eukaryota, Metazoa, Chordata, Aves, Passeriformes, Passerellidae. The record is from RefSeq and is a predicted model, not a curated record.